AUGCUGGGAAAUGAUGUCGAGUCAAAGAAAAAGCAAGACGACACAAAUCUACAGAUGAACUCGCUGAAAGUCCUAGGUUUAACUCGUCCCAUUUACAAUUCAAUUGCUUCUAGGACAUUCGCUUCACAUCCGCUUGCGGACCUUCUUGGACGACUCAAUCAUGUGGCUAUAGCAACACCAGACCUAAAGAAGGCUUCCCAAUUCUACAAGAAUCUUGGUGCUAAAGUUAGCGAAGCUGUGCCUCAAAAAGAACAUGGUGUAUAUACCGUGUUCGUCGAACUACCAAAUGCCAAGCUCGAGCUUCUCCAUCCGUAUGGUGAUAAGUCUCCAAUUCAGGGCUUUCUGGACAAAAACAAGGGCGGCGGCAUGCACCACAUCUGCAUUGAAGUCAGCAACAUAGCGAAGGCCAUGGAAACUGUGAAAUCCAAAGGGAUCCGCACACUUGGGGAGAAACCAAAAAUCGGCGCCCAUGGCAAGGAUGUGAUCUUUCUACAUCCGAAGGAUUGCGGAGGUGUCCUAAUUGAAUUGGAGCAGGAAUAA
Molecule: messenger RNA, 540 nt
Organism: Necator americanus (New World hookworm)
Lineage: Eukaryota; Metazoa; Nematoda; Chromadorea; Rhabditida; Ancylostomatidae
Exons: 6
Coding region: 1-540 (179 amino acids)
Biological process (GO): L-methylmalonyl-CoA metabolic process
Cellular component (GO): mitochondrion
Molecular function (GO): methylmalonyl-CoA epimerase activity
Source: RefSeq, a predicted model, not a curated record